Molecule: messenger RNA, 2116 nt
Organism: Lotus japonicus
Lineage: Eukaryota; Viridiplantae; Streptophyta; Magnoliopsida; Fabales; Fabaceae
Product: sulfoquinovosyl transferase SQD2
Exons: 11
Coding region: 307-1893 (528 amino acids)
Biological process (GO): sulfolipid biosynthetic process; glycolipid biosynthetic process
Cellular component (GO): chloroplast envelope
Molecular function (GO): UDP-sulfoquinovose:DAG sulfoquinovosyltransferase activity
Source: RefSeq, a predicted model, not a curated record
GAUUUUGAUCCGUCCAAAAGUUUCUCACAACCCACAAGUGAAACAAGGACAAUAAUUGUGCUUGUGUGGAAGAGAGAGUGACCCAAUAGCAUAUGCUUAAUGAGUUCCUUUUUGAUUCCUUGAUGUCCCGCAAUCAAAAACAGAAUAUCCAUUGGUAGCAUGUGAUUUAGAUUCCUCUGUUUUCACGCUCUCUCUGUUCCUUUCUUUUCGUACAGCAACACACAACCUCACAACAUUGUUUAUUAAUCUACCAAUUCAAAUGCUGUAACUUUAUAUUAUACACCUCCACACACCACUGCAAUCAUCAUGAUCAACUCUACGUCUCUCUCUAUAAAUCCCUCUCUCUCUCCUCCUUUUCAUUCACCUGCCACAACCACAACAACAACAUCAUCAUCAUCAACAACCCCUUCUUCAUCUGCUUCUUUCCCUUCACACCCUCCUCAGAUUUCUGCUAGAUUUCAUCUGUUUGGAGCAAAACCCAUCACCCCUUUUUGCAGAAAAGGUCUGUUGUACCCUUUUCAAGGGUCAGAGAGUGUGAGAAGCAGAAAAAGUUUGGUUGUUGGAGCUGCUGCCAAAAUGACCAUAGAUGAUGAUAGCUUGCUACAUGCGAAUGAGGAUGAAGAGAAUCCUCCAGAGUCUGUUUUGCUUGACCUUGAGAACUGUUCCAAGCCUCGCAGAAUCGCUCUCUUCGUUGAGCCUUCUCCUUUUGCAUAUGUCUCAGGAUACAAAAAUCGUUUUCAGAAUUUCAUUAAAUACCUUCGAGAAAUGGGAGAUGAGGUAUUGGUUGUGACAACACAUGAAGGAGUGCCCGCAGAAUUUUAUGGAGCCAAAUUAAUUGGAUCCCGCAGCUUCCCUUUACCCUGGUAUCAGAAUGUACCCCUCUCUUUGGCACUUAGUCCAAGAAUAAUUUCAGCAGUUGCCCAGUUUAAGCCUGACAUAAUACACGCAUCAUCGCCAGGCAUAAUGGUUUUUGGUGCUCUUAUCAUUGCAAAGCUUCUGUCUGUUCCUAUUGUGAUGUCCUACCAUACUCAUGUACCAGUAUACAUCCCAAGAUACACCUUUAGCUGGCUGGUUCAACCCAUGUGGUUGGUCAUAAAGUUUCUGCAUAGAGCAGCUGACCUAACCCUGGUGCCAUCAGCUGCCAUUGGAAGGGAUCUUGAAGCUGCUAAAGUUACAGCGGCUAACAAGAUUCGUCUUUGGAACAAGGGGGUUGAUUCUGAAAGUUUCCAUCCCCGAUUCAAGUCUCCUGAAAUGAGAUCAAGAUUGAGCAAUGGUGAACCUGAGAAGCCAUUGAUAGUUCAUGUUGGACGGAUUGGAGUUGAGAAGAGUUUAGAUUUUCUCAAAAGUCUCAUGGAUAGGCUUCCUGAAGCAAGAAUUGCUUUUAUUGGAGAUGGACCCUACAGGGAGGAGCUGGAGAAAUUGUUUGAAGGCAUGCCUGCAGUAUUCACAGGAAUGCUAGGAGGUGAAGAGCUAUCUCAGGCAUAUGCUAGUGGAGAUGUCUUUGUCAUGCCUUCAGAGUCAGAGACACUUGGGCUAGUUGUCUUGGAAGCCAUGUCUUCUGGAAUUCCAGUGGUUGGAGCGCGCGCCGGUGGAAUCCCGGACAUCAUCCCUGAAGACCAAGAUGGCAAAAUCGGCUAUCUCUACACUCCAGGUGAUCUUGAAGACUGCUUGAGCAAGUUAGUGCCUCUGCUGCAAGACAAGGAGUUAAGAGAAACCAUGGGAGAAGCUGCGCGUUUGGAGAUGGAAAAGUAUGAUUGGAGGGCCGCCACGAAGAAGAUUCGCAAUGAAAAUUACAAUGCCGCCAUUUGGUUCUGGCGCAAGAAAAGGGCUCAACUGUUGAGACCAUUCCAGUGGCUAGCGAAACGCGUUUUCCCAUCUCCAGAAGUCGUAUAGAAGUGGUGAAUGCAGCUUUCAAUUGGUUUGGCUUCAAGGAAAGCCUUGUGUGUAUGAGACAAAUGUGUGGUUGGUUAAGUGUAAUGGAUUCAUUUGCUGUAUAUAAUGGAACAAAAAUUAUGGCAGCUUGUGCCAUAGUUUGUGCCAUUAUGAUUAAGUGAAUUUAAAAGAUGAAUGUGUAAUGUAGACUGUCAUGAAUCAUGACACAUUGGGUCACCAAUAA